AGAUGAUUAUGUGUUACGAUAGAUAUCGUGGGGCAUUUUAUUGCCCGGGAAAUGGCACAUGUUGUGGAAGUUAUGGAAACCAAUAUUGUUGUAAUGAUACAUUUGGGCCUUCAAUCACGUCAAAGGAUGCCUUUUACUUUCUAGGAGUGCUCGGGUUGAUAUUUUUGGUUGCAGUAGUGGGAAUUUCAGUUUGUUGCAAUUAUUUGAAGAGGAUUGAACGACGUGGAGCAUUAAGUUCUAGGACAAACAGAACACUCGGUGAACUAACAGAGACGGCGUCUCAGACAGAAGACGUGGGGCAGGGCGUGGUGGAGGCCGGGACUUCGACGUUGACGCCAAUGGCUACAGUUUUCCCACAUGAUGUAUACGGUUCGACAUAUCAGUACGGUUUAUCAGGAGAUCAGAGCGGGACACAGGAUGAGGCUCGUAGUAACCAACGGUAUAAUCCACAGUCGACUGUUCCGCGAGGGGAUCCGCCUCCUUAUAGCCAAAGGUUAUAGAAAACAGGAAAUCAAUGAACACUAUAUAUACAAGAAUAAGCAGUGGUCAAACAAAUAAAUUAUUGAGAUUUUCACCUGUUAUG
Molecule: messenger RNA, 583 nt
Organism: Saccostrea echinata
Lineage: Eukaryota; Metazoa; Mollusca; Bivalvia; Ostreida; Ostreidae
Exons: 2
Coding region: 3-500 (165 amino acids)
Source: RefSeq, a predicted model, not a curated record